AUGGCUGCCGAAGCUCCCAAGAACGAUAAAGUGGUGUUCGACCCUGCCGCUCAGUCGAGGAAAUCCACGCGUGCGGGAGAGCACAUUCAGAAGGUGAAGGACGUUCCCGACUUCGCUCCUCCGGACAUUUACGUCGCCAAGCUCGAGCCCAAGGAGGUUCUCCACAACCUGUCCGUCGCUGAGCUGUACGAGCAAGCCAUCGCCCAUGAGGAGGGCAACUUCAUCGUCUCCACCGGCGCGCUCUGCGCCAUCUCCGGCCAGAAGACCGGCCGCUCCCCCAAGGACAAGCGCGUCGUGAAGGAGAGGGACCACGCUGACGACAUCUGGUGGGGCGAAGGCUCACCCAACUACGAGAUGGACGAGUACACGUUCAUGGUGAACCGCGAGCGCGCCAUCGACUACCUGAACACGAUCGGCAAGGUGUACGUGCAGGACAUGUUCCUCAGCUGGGACCCCAAGCUGCGCAUCAAGGUCCGCAUCGUGUGCGCGCGCGCCUACCACGCGCUCUUCAUGCACAACAUGUGCAUCCGUCCCACGGAGGAGGAGCUCAAAGACUUCGGCGAGCCGGCCUUCACCAUCUACAACGCGGGCCACUUCCCCGUGAACCGCCUCUCCAAGUACAUGUCGUCCGGCACGUCGGUCGACAUCGAUCUCAACCGCAACGAGAUGGUCAUCCUCGGUACCGAGUACGCCGGCGAGAUGAAGAAGGGGCUCUUCUCGCUCAUGAACUACCUCAUGCCCAAGCAGGGCGUGCUGUCUCUCCACUCUGGUGCUAACAUGGCCAAGGAUGGCCAGGUCUCGCUCUUCUUCGGGCUGUCUGGCACCGGCAAGACGACCCUCUCCACCGAUCCCAACCGGUUCCUGAUCGGUGAUGACGAGCACACGUGGGGCGAUGAUGGAGUGGCGAACAUCGAGGGCGGGUGCUACGCCAAGUGCAUCAACCUGAGCAAGGAGAACGAGCCGGAUAUCUACAACGCGAUCCGGUUCGGAUCGGUUGUGGAGAACGUGGUGUUCGACCCGCACACGCGCGUCGUGGAUUAUAACGACGGCAGCAUCACGGAGAACACGCGCGUGUCGUACCCCAUCGAGUACAUCGCCAACGCAAAGAUCCCGUGCGUUGCCGGCCAUGCGACGAACGUGAUUCUCCUCACGUGCGACGCGUUCGGCGUGCUGCCGCCCGUCAGCCGGUUGACGCUCGAGCAGGCCAUGUACCACUUCAUCUCCGGAUACACCGCUAAGGUGGCCGGCACUGAGAUGGGCGUGACUGAGCCCGAGGCCACGUUCUCGGCGUGCUUCGGCGCAGCCUUCAUGAUGUGGCACCCGUACAAGUACGCCACACUGCUGGCGGAGCGCAUCAAGAAGCACGGCAGCACGGCGUGGCUCGUCAACACGGGCUGGACCGGCGGCGCAUACGGCGUGGGGCACCGCAUGAGCAUCAAGCACACGCGCGCCAUCAUCGAUGCUAUCCAUGACGGCUCGCUCGUCAACGCUGAGACGGUCACCACGCCCGUGUUCAACCUGCUCGUGCCCACCACCUGCGCCAAUGUCCCCAACGAGUGCCUGCAGCCCGAGACCCUGUGGGCGGACAAGGCCAAGUACCGCGAGACGUUGGAGAAGCUGGGCAAGCUGUUCCAAAAGAACUUCGGCAAGUUCACCGAGUUCGAGAUGGGCGGCACCUCACAGCGCAUCCCCGAUGCGGUUCUCGCUGCAGGCCCCGUUCUGUAA
Closterium sp. Naga37s-1 is the source of this 1725-nucleotide messenger RNA. NCBI's taxonomy places the organism in Eukaryota, Viridiplantae, Streptophyta, Zygnematophyceae, Desmidiales, Closteriaceae. The record is from the annotation of a GenBank genome assembly.